This is a messenger RNA of Didymodactylos carnosus, 410 nucleotides long. NCBI's taxonomy places the organism in Eukaryota, Metazoa, Rotifera, Eurotatoria, Philodinida, Philodinidae. The record is from the annotation of a GenBank genome assembly.
GCCGACUGAUUCUACUUCAUAUUAAUCACGGUAUACCGGUCGCCGUUAUAAUUCAUGUCGGUACCGGUAAACUGGCCGGUAUAUCGGUCGGCGCUAUACUUCAUACCGGUACCGGACCGGCGCCGGUUGCACCUCUGGUUUCAAUAGGUGGAAUAAGAACAAAAGUAUCGUUAAUGACUAUUUUUGGUUUCGCAGAAGGCUCAGCUUUUGGCACAAAACAUUUUCCAAAAAAUUCGUUAAAUGAAUUAGCUUUUGAAGUGUCACAACUAGCUUUUUUAUUAUCAAAAAGUACUGUAGCUGAUAAAGGCGCAACAGAAAUAGAGGGAAAUUUACAAAGUAGAGUACUGUGGUACGAAUUUCCUAAAGCAUCAAAGAUAGAGACAGACGGUGGUAACCACGAAGAAGAAUAG